AAAAUACUAUCUAAGAAUAAUGGCAAAGCUUUUGACUUGUGUCCUUCUCAUUGUUGCUCUAUCUUUUGUUGGAACAAUGAUCCCUUCAGUUGAAUCAGAAACUUGCUAUCAGAUACAUCCUGAAAUAUUGUGUGAUCAAGGACAUGUUGAGCCAAAAUGUUUACCAUUUUGCAAGCAAAAGUUUGGACCCAAAGCUGGUGGCCAAUGCAUUGAUCAGCCUGGUUUUGAGAGUCCUUUUUGUGCUUGUGAUUACCCUUGCUAG
Messenger RNA from Solanum stenotomum, 262 nucleotides. RefSeq lists its product as uncharacterized. The record is from RefSeq and is a predicted model, not a curated record. Lineage: Eukaryota; Viridiplantae; Streptophyta; Magnoliopsida; Solanales; Solanaceae. Bases 20 to 262 code for a protein of 80 amino acids. The transcript is spliced from 2 exons.